GAGAGAGAGAGAGAGAGAGAGACCCCCCCCCUCGCCAAAUGUCUAUGGACCCCACUCCCUCAUAACCCGACUCUUCUCCAAGCCUCGCGCAGAUGGCCACACAGUGUCCAGCCCGGACAGCGAGGUGUCCGAACCGGGGGAUGAGAUGAGAUGAGAGCCGAGUAGAUAUUUAUCAACUCUCCAGUCGCUGCUUCGUUCCGUUAUUUCGUAGUAAAGUAAAACAAAAAGAAGGAGCUUUUUUUCUUCUUCUUCUUCUUCUUGUUCGGGGGCAUACACAUGUGAAUGCCCGCACUCCACGCCUGCGCUGGUGAUGCCAUGCCGCGCAGUCACACCGGCGAAGAGAGCGGCGGCACCGGCACUGGCACCGGCACCGGCACCGGGCUCUGGCUGAAGAGCUCCACCGCGGGACGCAGGGCGCAGCAGGACUACGCGCUGAAGGAUGUGGAGCGUGGGCAGCAGAGGACGAUGAACAACGCGGUGCGCGUUGGAGGCGUUGGAGGCGCCGGCGGCGCAGGCGGCGACGCGCAGCAGCUGUCCCCCACCGCGGCAGGUGCGGCGGCGGCGGCGGAGAGGAAGCAGGGCGCCCGGCUCAGCCUGCUCGGCAAGCCGCUGACCUACAGCGCACAGAGCGGCCGCAGGAACGCGCGCUACCGCCGGCUGCAGAACUACCUCUACAACGUGCUGGAGAGACCGAGGGAGUGGGCGUUCGUCUACCACGCGUUCGUGUUCAUCCUGGUGUUUGGAUGUCUGGUUCUCUCCGUGUUUUCCACCAUCCCUGCUCACCAGGAAUUCUCCUCGCACUGUCUUCUCAUUUUGGUAGAGUUUGUGAUGAUUGUAGUGUUUGGUCUGGAGUACAUCAUUAGGAUAUGGAGUGCUGGCUGCUGCUGCCGCUACCGAGGCUGGCAGGGACGCCUCCGGUUCGCCAGGAAACCGUUCUGUGUCAUAGACAUCAUCGUGCUCAUCGCCUCGGUCGCCGUGGUUUCGGCCGGUAGCCAGGGCAACAUCUUCGCCACGUCUGCGCUGCGUAGCCUCCGCUUCCUCCAGAUCCUGCGCAUGGUGCGCAUGGACCGCAGGGGAGGCACCUGGAAGCUGCUGGGAUCCGUGGUCUACGCACACAGCAAGGAGCUGGUGACUGCCUGGUACAUUGGCUUCCUGGUGCUGAUCUUCUCCUCCUUCCUGGUCUACCUGGUGGAGAAAGAGUUCAACAAGGACUUUGCCACGUACGCCGACGCUCUGUGGUGGGGCACGAUCACCCUCACGACCAUCGGCUACGGGGACAAGACCCCGCUGACGUGGACGGGACGGUUGUUGGCAGCCGGCUUUGCUCUGCUGGGAAUCUCCUUCUUCGCCCUGCCCGCUGGCAUCCUCGGGUCAGGGUUUGCCCUGAAGGUGCAGGAGCAGCAUCGACAGAAGCACUUUGAAAAGAGGAGGAACCCAGCUGCCAGCCUCAUCCAGUGGGUCUGGCGUAGUUAUGCUGCUGAUGAGAACUCGGUUUCCAUUGCUACCUGGAAGCCUCAUUUAAAGGCGUUGCAUACCUGCAGCCCCGCCAAGAAAGAGCAGGGCGAGACCACGUACAGUCAGAAGUUGAGUUUCAAGGAGCGGGUCCGCAUGGCGAGUCCUCGCGGGCAGAGCAUGAAGAGCAGACAGGCGUCCACCAACGACCGCCAACGCUGUUCCCCGGGCAACGAGGCGGUGGGCGGCGGCGGCGGCGAGCUGAUGGGCGGGAGCCCGGCCAAAGUGCAGAAGAGCUGGAGCUUCAACGAUCGGACCCGUUUUAGGCCGUCGCUGAGGUUGAAGAGCCAGACUCGCACCGCCGUCCCAGACGUGGACGCAGGCAUGGCCGCGGAGGACUCCUUCGACGAGAGGGGCUGCCACUGCGACGUGACGGUGGAGGACCUGUCGGCUGCCCUCAAGGCCGUCAUCAGAGCGGUCAGGAUCAUGAAGUUCCACGUAGCAAAGAAGAAGUUUAAGGAGACGCUGCGUCCCUACGACGUGAAGGACGUCAUAGAGCAGUACUCUGCGGGACACUUGGACAUGCUCUGUCGGAUCAAGAGCCUCCAGACCAGACUUGACACUGUAGUGGGUCCGCCUCCGAGGCCUUUCAGAAGCCGCGCCAAGAACUUUUCCUCUCCCGCCCUACAUUUAUAUUACAGCCAGGCCCGGAGGAAACAGUCCGCACCGGGACCGGCCGGUGCAGCGGGCUCUGGUCCCAGCCUGAGUGGCCGACCCCGGAACGUGUCCGCUCCCGCCCUGCGUUAUUAUUACAGCAACAGGAGGAAGCUCCCGGGCUCAGGGGUAGAUCAGAUCCUGGGAAAAGGCCAGAUUCCUGUGGAUAAGAAGAUGAGGGACAAACUAAACCCGGAUGGGGACUCUAUGGAGACCAUGAGCAUGCUGGGACGUGUAUGUAAGGUGGAAAGACAGGUGACUUCCAUCGAGUCAAAGUUGGACUCUUUGCUGGACGUCUACCGCCAGGUUCUGCAGAAAGGUCCCUCGGCCCUCGCCCUCUCCUCCCUGCCUCUGUUCGAGCUGGACAGCCACCAGCACCACAACUCGGACUACCAGACCUCCAUCGUUGGCAGGGACCUCCCCUCCUCCCAGGGGGACGACCCCGUGCGAGGCAGAGGAGAUAACAGCGGGGGCCUACGCCGCUCCCUCAGUGCCAACCCGAGAGGCCUGCGGCUCAUCCUGGCCCCCGCUGACGACGACGACGUCCCCCCGGACUCGGCGCCUCCAUCCUACCCCCCGUCCACGGCCUCGCUCUCUCCGUCACCCCUGCUGCCGCCCGAUAGCCCCUAUCCAACCUUGGUCACACCCAACGGCAGCACCAAAAGAGCACAAUUCCCCGACCUGCCGCCUCCACCCACCUCAAGCGGGGGCUUCACCCUCCAGCUGCCCCCCAUGGUGCACCCCUCCCACCACCGCUGCUCCGCUGACUCCGUCCCAAAUGACCUGACGGACGGAGUGACAGCCGACAAAGAGGGCCUGGGCCCUCCUGUAGUUGUGCGAGCCGGUGCGGAUGCUGACCCGGAAGAGGACAGCCAGGCAGGCUUUGUCCACGCAAGGGUGCAGCUGCGGGAGAAGACUGGCUUGCAGUCGGAGGGGAUCUGGAGGAGGCACAUGAGCCUGGACGUCAACCCCCUGCUGCUGCUCUCGUCUAGCCCAGGCAAGACUUCGGACUGGGAAGGCGGUCUCGGGAAAUCCCUCUCCGCGCAUAAUCUCGGCCAGCCCCUGACCAGCCACGCCGCCGGCCUCUCCUCCGCGCUCAACAAGAGCAGCAGCAGCAACGGUAGCGACCGUGGCAACGCCCACCACGGUGACCUUAGGAACUGGGACGGAACAGAACUCUUCAUUCGCGAGUGCAAGUUGGAGGCGGCGGAAGAACAUUUCAACUUCCUGUCCCAGGGACCUGACAGCAGCCACUCCAACCUUUUGCAGACUGUGGAGGAAGCUGCGCCUCGCCCCAAGGGAAAUUCAGAGUUUCUCAGUCAAUCGCCACACAUACAGCUGGCAUAACCACACACACACACACACACACACACACACACACACACACACACACACACUCACCCUUGCGUACUGUAUGUACAUGCAUUUGUUGCGGAAGCCACGCAUAUUUUUACAUGACACAAAACAGGAAAUAAUACAAAAUUGUGCAAUUAAAUGCUUUGUGUGUGGACAAUGUUUUCAUAUUUUGUCAAACAUGGAUUUGUCCACUUUCAUAAAGAUUUUAUUUGGCGAUAUACUUUUUUAUCAUUUUUAGGGGGUCCUAAAAUUUACAUAGACAAUAAAAGGAAGAUAAUAGUAUAAAGCAUGUAUAGAAUAUGUAUGCAAGUGGCAACAUUCAUGUAGGACAAAAUACACGAACAAUACACACAUGCAAAGACACCUUCCUUGACAAUGAAAUUAAGAACAAUGUAGGAAUGUUUGACACCUGACUACUGGACAUCAGAGUGAAGAUGCAAACAAAAUAAUUUCGGACACAACAGGAAUUGCAAGUUGUCCAGUGUCAGUCUGAGCCUAAACCCAAAACAAAAAAAUAACCUAUAGUUUGGGCUGAUCACUGAAAGAAGCAGGCGUCUUAACUUACUGUAGAAAUUACAAGAUGGGUCAUCCGAUUUGUGCCAACCUUGAACAAUUUUAAAUGAGUGAAUUUAAAGACAGAAGAACGUACUGUCUCAUUGCCAAAAGUGACAAAAGUAAUUGAAACUUGAAUAAGCCACAAAAAAAAAAAAUCAUGGGUCAACCACUUCUUUCUUGUUGUGGUGAAACAGUACACACACACACACACACACACACACACACACAAAUACACACUGACUGACACAUGCAACCCUCUGAGUAUUCUCAGAAGAGCCAACUUGACAAAGACUGGGGCUGACUAGCGACUUCUUUUUUUAAAUUUCUUUUCAUACAAGUGCUUGUAUUCAGUGACUUUCUUGUAAGAACAGGAGAGUCUGUCUUUUGUGUCUAAUGUAACAUGUCCUCUUUUACUUAGGCUUUCAUACAUAUCACUGCAUGGACUGUUUCCGAAAAACAAAGGAGUGAUGUUGAUGAGGUGAGGCCUGGUGCGAUGGCAGCAGCUGAAUUCUAAAAAAAAAUUUAUAAAGAGUUUACGGUCAAACCCCUUAGCAUGUGCUCAGACCACAGGCAUCUCAUUGUGUUAAUUCUACGCAGCCACAGAAUCUUUCAAAGUCAUUUCUGAUACGCUUGCCGAGUGUGUCAUCGGUCGGCAGGUUGUCGGCGAAUGUAGAAUGUAGCAAGCCUAAUCCGGCAAAAACGUCCCAUCAGCAGUGGCUCGAGGCAAAGGGGUUGGACCAUGUCCCGCUUGGCUUUGACAGUAUAGCCUGGUCAGUCGCUAAUGGUCUGAAUGCUGGACUGCAGUGGGGGUUGUCUCGGCCGAGCAUGAGAUGAUGCUGCAUGUCUUACGCUGCUGCGGGAGCCCGGAGGGCCCCUCUUGCAUGUUGAAGUAUCGUUUCCUCCAGACCUUUUAAUGAAAAGGUACCAACAAAGUUUGCCCUAUGUGAACAUUAGAAUAUUCUAAUUUGAACUCAUUUGAUGGUAGUUUGAAAAAACAACAACAACUGUACUGCCAAUUAUACGAAUAACCCAGUUACUAUGAAAUGUUAGGACGCACAAGGUAAUUCAAUUUUAUUAGAAAUUAAAUUUUUUUGACAAACCCUAUAUUUUUAAUGGGUGCUGGUUGCACCAUGUUGCAUCAAUAACGAUUAAAGGCUGCUGAACUGACUUUAUCCCACCUCCCCAGUUCGGUGCACCGAUUCCCUGUUUAACCCAUGAUGAUAAUAAUACACUGUAACAUGCAUGUAUGCAUGUUGUCCAUUAUCCAUGUGUCCAUUCUGCUGCUAACGAUGUCAAAAUGUGAUAUAUAUAUAUAUAUAUAUAUAUAUUCACACGAUGAAAUAUGAGUGAGCGAGCGAGAGAGAGAGAGUGAGAAUGCGCUUAUCCAGAGAAAUGUGCUGGAGGAAACUUUGGCAGGAGACAAACUGGACGAAGAAGAAUUGGACCUGAAACUGAGAUUUAAGAUUUUUUUAAUGUACACGUGAGGCCUCUUUAACCUCUUCUUUGGGCCUCACAAACAUUUACGUAUAAUCGACCUCAUCACAUCAAUUACUAGGGACACGUUAAUAUUUUUGGUGCAUUUUGUCCCUAUUCAGAUUGAGAUGUUAUGUUUUUACACCAGCCGGCUAAUGGAAAACAAUGUUCUGCAAGGGUCUUAACUGACACUUCCCUAACACUUCACUUAAUAGCAGAAUUUUUUUUUUAAGUGCUAUCCUGCUUGUAGAUGAGUUGACUGCUCCUGAAUGAAAAUUAUGCACAAAAAGAGGGCAGCCAUCUUACUUCCUGUCAGGCAUUUUUAACUUGUUUUUGCACGUUAACGUCUUAAGGGGUACGCAGUCACAGCAGUCUUAAAAAUGUAUUUUAACGCGUUAACGACAAGCCUUGAUUCAUCUUUUUUCACUUCAAAUGAGUGCGUUGCUUAGAAAAAAUUAACAUUUUGUAGUAUCAUAUAACAAGUAUUAUCUUCUAACAAAUGGCAAGUGUUAAAAAAAACUUGUCGAUUAGGAGGAUUGAGAUAUCCGACAGCCCGCGCAGGAGUUUCUGCAAUGAUGAAAUAUAUUACCGACAGGGAAGCACAGUUGUAUUGUGGUGAGUUUCAGGAGCCUGAAAAUGUGACACACGGUUAGUUUCAGUCCUAAUAUUGGAAUUUGAUUUUCUGUAGUUAUUGAUUGAGUUUUUCUACAUAUAUGAAGAAGAGUCCCAGCUGAAACUGCCCCGUUACUUCGGAAUAAGGUUGAGAAAAGAUCAAAUUAGAUGGAUUACGCCUCACAUAAAACAUGCUCAUGUUUGCCAUCUGUAAAUUGCUUAAGGGUGCCUUUCUUGCAUAUGGAAAUUACUUUAUGUUUUUUUCUUCACAGGGCGACAAAGGUGGAGUUUGUCGCCUAUCGCAUACUGUAUAGUUGUCAAACUGCUCAUUUUUGGGGUUGGGCAUCCAGUUCACUUUAAGUCAUGUAGCUUUAGCCACAGGCAUUUAUAUGGCUCCGGUGGCUCAAUAGUACCAUUUCUCUACUGCUCGGAACGGUAAUUUAUUUACACGACUGGCCUUAAAAGCUUGACAAAAUGUUAACAUUAUUAUUUCUUUUGAAAUUAAUUUAUUAAAGUGCACAUUAUGUUCUCUGGACGAGAAAUGCAGAAAUAAUUGUAUUAUUAUUCAUGAAUAAAGUACAAAUUAACUGAAGUGUUUA
Molecule: messenger RNA, 6761 nt
Organism: Scophthalmus maximus (turbot)
Lineage: Eukaryota; Metazoa; Chordata; Actinopteri; Pleuronectiformes; Scophthalmidae
Gene: kcnq5a
Product: potassium voltage-gated channel, KQT-like subfamily, member 5a
Exons: 16
Coding region: 283-3513 (1076 amino acids)
Biological process (GO): transmembrane transport; potassium ion transport
Cellular component (GO): membrane
Molecular function (GO): voltage-gated potassium channel activity
Source: RefSeq, a predicted model, not a curated record